GAGUCGCUCCGCACGCUCCCGCACGCACCCGCACGCACAUGACAGCUCCGUGAUAACAGGCGGCACGACGCGAACGCAUCUGUGGGGCAUUUCUGUCGCGUGUUUCCGUUUCUCCAGGAGGAUUUUACCUUUUCUCUGAUUUUUUUGAUUUUUCCUCUCACCUGCUCCGGGUGAAGAUGCCAGCUGACACUAUGGAAAAGCAGACCGCGUCUCCCAUUGCGGGGGCUCCCGCAAACGGAACUCACACUCCGGACAAGCCAAAAAACGCCAGCGAGCACAGAAAAUCCUCUAAACCGAUCAUGGAAAAACGGCGGAGAGCAAGAAUAAACGAGAGCCUCGGGCAGCUGAAGACGCUCAUCCUGGACGCCCUGAAGAAAGAUAGCUCCAGACACUCCAAGCUGGAGAAAGCAGACAUCCUGGAGAUGACAGUGAAGCACCUGAGGAACCUGCAGCGCGUGCAGAUGAGCGCAGCGCUCUCAGCGGACGCCACGGUCCUCAGCAAGUACAGAGCCGGAUUCAACGAGUGCAUGAACGAGGUCACGCGCUUCCUGUCCACUUCGGAGGGGGUGAACACGGAGGUGCGGUCGCGGCUCCUGAGCCACCUGUCCGGCUGCAUGGGCCAGAUGAUGUCCAUGAACUACCCGCAGCAGGCCGCGUCCCAGCAGGCGCACCUGGCGCAGCCGCUGCACGUGCAGCUCCCGUCCACGCUGCCCAUCAGCGGAGCCGCGAUGGGCUCCAAGCUCAGCCCCGCCGAGGCCGCGUCCCCCAAAGUGUUCGGGGGCUUCCAGCUGGUGCCCGCCACCGACGGACAGUUCGCCUUCCUGAUCCCCAACCCGGCCUUCGCCUCCGCCACGGCGCCCGUCAUCCCGCUUUACGCGAACGCAGGAGUGCCGGUGGCGGUGAACGCCAGCCCGGUGCACGGCAGCUCGGCGCCCACCGCGGCGUCCCCGGUGCACGGCAUGACAUCCUUCUCCGGGGGGUCGCAGGCGGUCAGCCCGGUGGGAGUGAGCACGGGCUCGGAGAGCAGCGAGCCGGUGUGGCGGCCCUGGUAGCGCUCGCGCUGCGGCUCGCGCUGCUUCUCCAGACUGAACUGCACAAACUGUUGCGGGCUCGAACCUGUGACCGUAGGAUGGUAACUCUAACCACUUAACGCCCAUCCAGUGUUUUUGUUUCGUUUUAUGGAACACGAGUGGCCUUUAAAUGGCGCGUUUUUGUUUUGUUUUUCAUAUAACUUAUUGAUUCCAAUAUUUGGAAAUCGGUGGAAAACAUGCAGAUGGAAAAAAAAUUUAAAAGAUUUUUUUGCUAUGAAGUACUUUUUUAUGAAAAGGUUUAGUUUUGUACAGACGUGUCAUUGAUUGUUUAUACCAAAGCGGUGUUUUAUAUUCUUUGUUGUUUUGUGUUCAAAAGAGAAAAAAACUGAAGUUGGGUCUUGACCCCUUGUUUUAAUAAAUGAGAUUUCAAA
Salarias fasciatus (jewelled blenny) is the source of this 1462-nucleotide messenger RNA. RefSeq names its product hairy-related 9 (gene hes4). The record is from RefSeq and is a predicted model, not a curated record. Gene Ontology annotation, biological process: regulation of DNA-templated transcription. The coding region runs from base 177 to 1052 and encodes 291 amino acids. The transcript has 4 exons. Gene Ontology annotation, molecular function: protein dimerization activity; DNA binding. NCBI's taxonomy places the organism in Eukaryota, Metazoa, Chordata, Actinopteri, Blenniiformes, Blenniidae.